AUGAAGUGCAUCGUGGUGGCCACGGAUGGUGCCGAGGUCCUUUUCUACUGGACCGACAAGGAGUUUGAGGAGAGUCUGCGACUGCGGUUGGGGCAGUCUGAGCAUGGAGAAGAGCUGCCGGCCCUGGAGGAUCAGCUCAGCACCCUCCUGGCCCCGAUCAUCAUCUCCUCCAUGACUAUGCUGGAAAAGAUCUCCGACACCUACACCUGUUUCUCCACAGACAAGCACCUAUACGUCCUCCACCUGUUCGGAGAGUGCCUGUUCAUCGCCAUCAGUGGGGACCCUGCAGAGGACGAGGGGACCCUGCGCCACCAACUGUGUGUGCUCAAUUGCCUGUUCAAAGUGCACUUUGGCCUGGUGACCAGGGACAGCCAGCUCAUCAGGAAGGAGUUGCGGCCUCCAGACCUGGAGCAGCGCAUGCAGGUGUGGAGGCACUUCCAGAGCCUGCUGUGUACCUACUGCCGCCUAUGGGAGCAGGAGCAGGGCUUCGCUGUGGAGGCUGUGGAGCGGCUGGUCCAUCCACAGCUCUGUGAGCUGUGUAUCAAGGUGCUGGAGCGGCAUGUGGUGCAGGCUGUGAAUGCCAAGCCCGAGCGACAGCGCGCUGGGGAAGACGUGCUGCACGCCUUCCUGCUGGUGCACUCCAAGCUGCUGGCUCUUUACUCCAGCCAUAGCGCCCUGCGCCCCGCCGACCUGCUCACCCUCAUCCUAUUGGUGCAGGACCUGCAGGCCAGUGAGAGCAGCACUGAGGACGAUGGUGCCAAGCCCUCUCCAAAAUGGCUCCAGAGCAGCCAGAACAUCCCUGUGCGGCUGACAGAGGCUCCCAGGAAGAGUUCGACAGGGACCGAGACAGACAGCCUCUCACUGCCUGAGGAGUACUUUACACCCGCCACAUCUCCCGGCGAACACAGCUCAGGUAGCACCAUCUGGCUGGAAGGGAGCACCCCACCUCUUGAUGACCCCCCUGUUCAGAUCGCUGAGGACAUUCUCCAAACGCUGGUACCUGGCUCCGCAGCACCUGCCAGCCCCAGGAGGAUUUUCCUGGAUGCCUGCGUGAAGGAGAGCUACUGCCCCCUGGUGCCCCACACCAUGUACUGCCUGCCCCUGUGGCCGGGCAUCAACAUGGUGCUCCUGACCAAGGUCCCCAGCACGCAGCUGGCCCUGCACCAGCUGCUGGACAGGUUCACUGUGCUGGAGAUGAAGCUCAGGGAGGAACAGAAGAUGGGGAGCAGCCUACGCUCCCACCCCCUCCUGGGGGACCUGCGCCAGCGGAUGGACAAGUUUGUCAAGGUCCGAGGCCGCCAAGAGAUUCAGAGUGCCUGGGCGGAAUUUAAGGCCAAGAUUUUUUCCAAGAAUGAGCCUGGCGCCUCCUCUGAGCUGCUCCAGGCAUGUGGGAAGGUGAAGCGCCAACUCUGCUCCCUAUAUCGCCUCAACUUCCUGGGCCAGGCCCCAAGCAAUGGGGGGCCCCAGCUGCCUCAGCACCUGCAGGACCAACUCCAGAUGCUCAUGCAAGAGAAGCUAAUGGACUGGAAGGACUUCCUGUUGGUAAAGAGCAAGAGGAAUGUCACCAUGGUGUCCUACCUGGAGGACUUCCCAGGCCUGGUGCAUUUCAUCUACAUAGACCGCUCAACUGGCCAGAUGGUGGCCCCCUCCCUCAAUAGCAGUGAGAAGACCUCCUCAGAGCUUGGCAGGGGGCCCCUGGCUGCUUUCCUCAAAGCUAAGGUGUGGUCCCUGAUCCGGCUGGCUCGCAGGCACCUGCAGAAGGGCCACACCACGCUGCUCUUCCGGGAUGGUGACUUCUACUGCUCCUACUUCUUAUGGUUUGAGAACGAGCAGGGCUUCAAACUACAGAUGAUGGAGAUGCCAGUCCUCUCUGACAACUCAGCCCCCAUAGGCGUGCUGGGGGGAGACUACUACAGGGAGCGCCUGCGUGACUACAGCAAGUCCCACCCGGCCGAGGUAGUCAGGUGCCGGGAGCUGCUGACCCUGCACCUGUCGGUGGUGCCACAGGAGGUGCUGGUGCAGCAGGCCAGGGAGCUGGCACAGCGAUUGUGGGAGACGACCCAUGUGCACGUGAUCUAGAGGCUAGUGGCACCUCCUGGUCAUGCUCCAGCCCACCCUGCCUGUCAAGGCUUUCUCCCUCACAGCACAGGCCCCCAGUUGCCCUUCAG
Messenger RNA from Suncus etruscus (white-toothed pygmy shrew), 2168 nucleotides. It is a transcript of the gene HPS1, whose product is annotated as HPS1 biogenesis of lysosomal organelles complex 3 subunit 1. The transcript is spliced from 18 exons. The coding region runs from base 1 to 2079 and encodes 692 amino acids. The record is from RefSeq and is a predicted model, not a curated record. Gene Ontology annotation, molecular function: guanyl-nucleotide exchange factor activity. Gene Ontology annotation, biological process: melanosome assembly; vesicle-mediated transport. Gene Ontology annotation, cellular component: BLOC-3 complex. Lineage: Eukaryota; Metazoa; Chordata; Mammalia; Eulipotyphla; Soricidae.